UAUAUUUUCUGAAAACAUAUAUAUACAAGUAUGGUGUAGUUGUAGAGAGAGAAAAAAAGAGGAGAAGUGAGUGAUGGGGGGAGGAGGAGGAGGUCACCUUUUGAAGAGAAUUCCUCGCAUUAAAUUCCCAGAUAGACACCCAAAACCCUCAUCUUCAGUUUCAGCUGCAGAAACUCAAGAAGCAACCAGUGAUCGGAAAUCCGCUCAAGGAUCGGAUGUUCGGGGGGCACCCCAUGAGAAUACUUUGGGAGGAAAAGCUUCCCUUCAGCCAAGAAGAACCCCUGUCUCAGACAAAGAGAUAGAGGCUAUAAUGUUGGGUGGCUCAUUUUAAUCAUGUUCUUCUCGAGUAUAAGAAUGAAGCAACAAGUGGAAAUGGAGUAUUAUUGACUGUUGAAAUUCAGAUUAAAUUUGUAUAAGAUUUCAGACCUAGUCUUGUUCUAUAUGCUACAAGACUCUUGAAAUGGCCUGAUAUGUUUUGUAGUGAGUUUCUUGAGAAAAUAAAAAUAAUUUGUUAGUUUGUUUCUGCAUUGAAUGUAACCUUUUUUUGAGGUUAUUGCUGAUUUUAAUGAAGUUGUGAUUUUCGUUUUUUGUUUUUAA
Cannabis sativa is the source of this 597-nucleotide messenger RNA. RefSeq lists its product as uncharacterized. NCBI's taxonomy places the organism in Eukaryota, Viridiplantae, Streptophyta, Magnoliopsida, Rosales, Cannabaceae. Bases 74 to 331 code for a protein of 85 amino acids. The transcript is spliced from 3 exons. The record is from RefSeq and is a predicted model, not a curated record.